UUGUUUGGGUGUGCUUGUAGCGGAAAAAUGGCGGCAGAUACAGGCAGAUACAGGAGCGCUGUCACCAAAAGCAAAGACCCCUCCGGUUUACUUAUUUCUGUCAUAAGGACCCUGUCCAGCAGUGAUGACGUGCAGGACCGAGAGACUGAGAAGGGCCGUCUGGAGGAGGCAUACGAGAAGUGUGACCAUGACCUGGACGAGCUGAUUGUCCAACACUACACAGAACUCACCACGGCCAUUCGCACCUACCAAAGCAUCACAGAGAGAAUCACCAGCUCUCGCAACAAGAUCAAACAGGUUAAGGAGAACUUGUUGUCCUGUAAGAUGCUCCUUCAUUGUAAGCGAGAUGAACUGAGGAAGCUCUGGAUCGAGGGUGUUGAGCACAAACACGUUCUCAGCCUUCUGGAUGAGAUUGAGAACAUCAAACAAGUUCCUCAGAAACUGGAAGCAUCCAUGGCCAGCAAACACUACCUGUAUGCUACAGAUAUGCUGGUGUCUGCUGUGGAUUCUCUGGAAGGACCACUGCUACAGGUGGAGGGUCUCAGCGACCUGCGGCUGGAGCUCCACAGCAAGAAGCUCAACAUCCAUGUGGUGCUAAUCGACGAGCUUCAUCGACACCUCUACAUCAAGUCCACCAGUCGCGUGGGUCACCGCGCCAAAGACAAGGAGAAGGGCCGGUCUGCUUUAAAGGACACGUCUAUUUUGGAUGUCAGCGGUUUGUCCACGCCACGCAAGCUCACAGAACCAUCACAGUUCAGCACUCCAGGAACAUCCAGCGUGCGCGAGCUCCAGGAAAUGAGAGAGCAGCUAGAUGUGGACCCGGAGGAAAACAGUGCUGAGUUCAUGGGGAUCCUGAUCAAAGCUCUAGCCAAACUCAAGAAGAUCCCCGAGACCAUUAAAGCCAUCAUGGAGCGUCUCGAACCCGAGCUCAAGCAGAUCCUCAAGAGAUCCACCACUCAGAUCGCAGACCACGCCUACCAGAGAGGAGAGAGCCUGGCACAGGACAACCAGCCCAGGUUGCUGCUGGAACUGCUGGAGCUGUUGUUUGAUAAGUUAAACGCAGUGGCCCAGGCUCACAGCGUGGUUCUGAGACACCUGCAGCAGAUUGUGGUCUCUCCCAGCGGAGCCCACGAGGGAAUCAAACUUUACGAGCAUGCUGAUGUCUAUGCCAAGAUCCAAACGGUUCUACAGGUGCUGCUAAUGGACUACCUGGAUGUCAAAAACACCCGUAGCGCUGCUGAACCAUCUGCCCAGCUGUCCUACGCCAGCACUGGUGGAGACUUCGGUGCGUUUUUCGCCAAGAAGAAACCUGUCCGACCCAAACAGUCUUUGUUCAAGUUUGAGUCUUCCUCCCACGCCAUCAGCAUGAGCGCGUACCUGCGAGAGCAGCGCCGGGAACUCUACAGCAAGAGCGGGGAGCUGCAAGGUGGAGCCGAUGAUAACCUGAUCGAGGGAGGAGAGACCAAGUUCCUUUGUAAACCGGGGGCGAGAAACAUCACGGUCAUCUUUCAACCAUUGCUCAGGUUCAUCCAGGAGAUUGAGUCACGUAUGGGUCCAGCUCAGGCCAAGCAGUGUCAGCUACGCACCUUCCUCACCUACUACAUCAACGACCUGUUCCUCAGCCAGGUUCGCACAGAGACCAGUAAGGAGAUUGAAACUGUGACCAAAGUGUCUGACCCACUCAAGAUCCUGGCCAACGCAGACACCAUGAAAAACCUGGGGGUUCAAAGACCCCUUCUACAGAAUACCGUAGUUGUGGAGAAGUCCAUUCAGGAUCUGAUGAGUCUGAUGCAGGAUCUCAGCGCAUAUUCCAACCAGUUUCUAGAGAUGGUGUGUGACAAACUCAAGGAGUACAAGCAGAUCUGCAAUUCUGCGUACAGAGGUAUCGUUCAGUCUGAGGAGAAGCUGAUCAUCAGUGCGUCUUGGGCUAAAGAUGAAGAUAUCAGCCGCCUGCUGCAGUCGCUGCCCAACUGGGCCAGCAUGACCCAACCAAGACAGGUCCGACAGAAGAGAGAGGAGGAAGAGGACUUCACACGGGUGGCGUUCGCCAAGGAGUCUGAAGUUUUGACGGGGAAUCUGGGCGAUAAGUUGAUUCCUCAGAAUGAGAUUUUGAGAGACGUGAGUGAUCUGAAGGCUCUCGCUAACCUGCAGGAGAGCAUGGAGUGGCUCGCCUGCCGCCUCAAGGGAUUCUUCAGCAACCUCACCCAAAGCUCAAGCUCAGACGCCCAGGUAAGCAGUGAGAGCGUACGCAGCCGAGAGCAGAUCCUCCAGACGUUGACCGACCUGUCCAGAUCCUUCCAGGACAUCGCUGACCGUUGCCUGCUAGUUCUGCAUCUAGAGGUCAGAGUCCACUGUUUUCAUUAUCUGAUCCCUCUGGCUAAACAAGGCAACUACGCCAUCGUGGCCAAUGCAGCCAGCAUGGACUACGACCCCCUGGUGGUGAAGUUGAAUAAAGACAUCAGUGCCAUAGAGGAAGUGAUGGGAGCCGGCCUGCAACAGCACAAAUUCCAGUAUAUUUUUGAGGGCCUGGGUCACCUGAUCUCCUGUAUCCUGAUAAAUGGGGCUCAGUACUUUAAGCGCAUCAGUGAGUCGGGCAUCAAAAAGAUGUGCAGGAACAUUUUCGUGCUCCAGCAGAACCUCACCAACAUCACAAUGUCGCGCGAGGCCGAUCUGGAUUUCGCCAGGCAGUACUAUGAGAUGUUGUAUAACCAAGCCGACGAGCUGCUCAACCUGGUGGUUGAUCAAGGGGUGAGAUACACCGAGCUGGAGUACAUCAACGCAUUGAGUCUCCUGCAUCGCAGCCAGACGGGCGUGGGCGAACAGACCGUGCAAAACGUGCGUCUGCAGCGGCUCAAAGAAAUCAUCUGCGAGCAGGCCGCCAUUAAACAGGCCACUAAGGACAAGAAGAUCACAACAGUCUAGACUGAGAGCAUCUUCUGUUUGAGUUACUGCCGUUUGUCUGGAUCACACAUGUGUAGACCAGUGAUGACAGCAGCACUUCCUGUUUCAGGAAUUUUGAACACUAAACGAACAAAACAGAACAUUUAAAUCUGAAUCAAAAUGUUGAACAUCUGUUAGACGUAAUGUGAAAUAAAAAAAUUAUCAUAAAAUACUGAAACAGGAAGUGCUUUCAAAAUGGUCUAUAGCCAUGCCGAUCAAAAGUGCUUUGUAGAUUUGCAUCUGAAUUACAGUUUUGUUUGUUUCAUCUUUUUUAUGUGGUUGGUUAGACACAUUUCAGAAUAGGCAACACACAGCGGACACACAAACACAUUCACAGAAGGAGCAUUUUCAUAACUGAAUCCCUCGUCUGGUAGGACCAGGCCACACCUUUCAGAAUGAGAGGAAGGAUUCUCUCGCUGUGGCUCGGGGACAUUUUCUUCUCAUUUUCUUUCUUUAUCAAACCGCUGCUCUCAAUUAUAUAAUCUUCCUUCGCGUCGUCGCCGUGCACGGCCUGAAGCUUGUGCCUGGAAUAACAGAUGCCAGAUUAGAACGGUGGACUUCUAUCAGGCUUAAAGAAACGGCGUGCCCCGCUUUUGUUGAUUUGUUCUGCUUUUCCAGGAGAGGAAAUAGGAAUUGCUAAACUCAUUUGGCAUUUCUUGAAAUGUCCCCUCUAUUGCUUAUUGUCAAUUUUGCUGUUUCAAGUAUAAUUAGUUGUGUGUGUUGUCCAUUUGCUGAUUCUGUAUAAAUGGACCAUCAUUGACUUUGAUGGCAUUAUGACGUAACACCACAAUCAAAACAUUUUUUGUGGCUCAGUCUAUAUACAAGUAGAGUUUAGCAUCAUUCCAACUUUUUCUCUUAUUUUUUAAACCACAUCUCAUUCAAACAAAUUAAAAGGAAUAGUACUUAACAAGAGAGAAAGAGAAAGCCCUGUCGAUAAAGAACUUAGACAUAAAGCAGGAAAGCCUCAGCAAUCCAUUAUAAUAAUUCGACCACCCAUAAAAAUCAAUAAUUUCCAAAGAGAGUAACACAGUGACAACAUCUCAUAUUCUCAACACAUUAAAAUCGUGGAGUUAAAACAUUGUUGCAUGAAUGUUAUAGACAUGUUACAUGAAUGAAAAGACAAGAAAUUGUCUUUGUGUGUUUAAGUGUCAUUACAGGGCUGACUCAUAUAUACUCCUUUUAGCUUUUUCUUUAUUUAAUAAAUCAUUUUGAUUUGAAUGUCAAUUAAGACAUAACCAAAACGGAUUCAGAUGAGGUUUGCACAAUAUCAGAUAAACACUAUUUCUUGCAUUGUUUUUUUUUGUAGGCUACUUUGUUUAGUGUUUAACAACAUUUGAGAUGUUGAUUAAAGGGGUGUACAUGCUUGUAAAUUACAUUUAAUUGUGUAUAAGCCUUCAUUGUCACAAUGCUCACACAGAUCUGGACUACUGAAGUUGAAAUUGCCAAUGUAAACAUGAAAAUAAAAUGAAUUUAACAAAC
This is a messenger RNA of Triplophysa rosa, 4419 nucleotides long. It is a transcript of the gene exoc4, whose product is annotated as exocyst complex component 4. The transcript has 18 exons. Gene Ontology annotation, biological process: Golgi to plasma membrane transport; exocytosis; chemical synaptic transmission. Lineage: Eukaryota; Metazoa; Chordata; Actinopteri; Cypriniformes; Nemacheilidae. Bases 28 to 2922 code for a protein of 964 amino acids. The record is from RefSeq and is a predicted model, not a curated record. Gene Ontology annotation, cellular component: exocyst; growth cone membrane; synapse.